Colletotrichum siamense is the source of this 2010-nucleotide messenger RNA. RefSeq names its product F-box protein. NCBI's taxonomy places the organism in Eukaryota, Fungi, Ascomycota, Sordariomycetes, Glomerellales, Glomerellaceae. The transcript has 2 exons. The record is from RefSeq and is a predicted model, not a curated record. The coding region runs from base 1 to 2010 and encodes 669 amino acids.
AUGGCUACUCCGCGACCUUCAGCUCUACCUCUCCCUCUACCUCUCCUGCCUGUACCCCAUUCGCAGACCUCGUCGUCCCAGACUCCGGACCAGGACCACACCCCCCCAGGCCCUUCUCCGACAGGCCACAGUCACGGUCUCGGCCACGACCACAACGGCUCUCCGUCUCCCCAGGCCCAGACCAAAUACAAAAUGGACAACCCGGAGCCGCACCGACCUGAUACCCCAGAAAAGAACGGCAGGUCCUCUUUCUCAUCCAUCCGCGAGAACGACUCCGACUUGGCGCAGACUUUCACCUCCUCAAAGGUCUCUUCCUACGCACAGAAGGCAAACGACGCCGUCGUCUUUGACUCUUCUUCCAACUCUCCUUCCCCUUUGGCCUCCCCGUCCCUAGACAUGGGUGAAGUCCAGUUCCUUCCUCCCGUCACCCACCCCAACAGCAGACUCCAUGGCGGCUGGUAUCCUGCCAACAGCUUCAAGGGCUGGAAGCAGAUCGAUGUCAAGGGCAAGACAGCCAGCCGGAGCUUUAGCGACCUCCAGGCACUGCGCAUGUCCUGGAGCACUCCUCCAGCUUCCCCCAAGGUCAAGGACAAGCAUGUUGGCGGCCGCGCACCCAUGGAGAGGCUUCCUCUCGAGAUCUUAGGAUCCAUCAUCGAGCUCCUAGUCCUCGAUAUCCCCCCGCCAUAUGGCACCGCGCGCCGCAACGUCGAUCUCAUGGCGCUUCUCCUAACCUCCAGGACACUCCAUGCCGCCACGCUCAACACCCUCUACAAGCACAUCACCAUCCCACACUCGAGAAUCUUCCGCAAGUUCUUGUCCAACAUCACAAUGUACCCUGCGCUGGGCACAAUUGUACGGCGCAUGGACUUCAGCCACUUCAACAAUGCGACCCUGUUCGAGUCUGCUAGCGAACGCAAGACCACUAGAAACCUGACGGCCGAGACACUGGUGCAAUCACUGGAAUUGACGCCUCAUCUACAGGAGUUCCUCGCCAUGGAGCACAUUGACGACGAUCUCGACGCGAACGUGUUGCGGAAGCUCUUCUUUGGCAUGCCCAGGCUGCAGGCUCUUGACUUUGCCGGAUGCACCUCGCCGGCUUUCAAGAACUCAUUCACGUCACUGGUGGCCAUGGACUGGCCCGACAUGCUGUCUGUCACGCGACUAUCAUUCCACAAGUGCUUGACACUCCCCUCUACCCUCUUCGAGAAAAUCCUCCCGCGCCUGACCAACAUCACGCACCUGGACCUUGCCCAGACCAAGAUCUCAGACCGCGCGCUGCAGUCCAUUCCGGUCACGGCCAAGAUCACCCACUUGAACAUUGCCAAGUGCACUCUGCUCACAGCGCCUGCCGUUAUCGACUUCCUUGCCAACCACCCGGCGGUCAAGAACCUGGUCUACCUCAGCGUGGCCACCGAUGCUCGGAGCCACCAACUCUUGGAUGUGGAGGAUGUAACACAGCUCAUCCCGGUGCUGCCCAAGACCCUCAGGUCCUUGAGCCUGAAGGGCAGUCGCAUGGACGAUAUCCACAUUGACCUGCUGCGACCGCUGACCAAGUACCUCGAGGAACUGGCUGUCGGGCGCAACAUGGACGUCAAUGCCGCCGGUAAGCUUCUUGAGCCGGCGGACCCCGAGAAGGAGGAGGAGCCCCACACGCUGCGCUACCUCGAUCUUUCGGACCUCUGGGGCAGCGAGCUCGACCUCGUCGACCUCUUCUCGACUCGGAACUCGCUGCUUCGCCCGAGCUCGGCGCCGCUAGAGGUAGUGGAGGUCUCGGAGCAAUCGUUCAAGAGCUUGUCCCGGAACAGAGUCCUCGAGCGUAUCGGCUGGUCCCUGCAGGAGAUCGGAAGCCGAUGCUGGAUGGUGCGACUCCAGGACCACCGCAAGGAUAGCGAUCGCGGUUACCGAUGGUGGAAGAUGGGCGCCGACAACUGGGGCAUGCGCAAGAUCCCGGUCGCGCGCGCCGAAGUCGGGGGCAUGUACGGGUCCUUCAUGUUUGGACGCAAGCUAUGA